Raphanus sativus (radish) is the source of this 993-nucleotide messenger RNA. RefSeq lists its product as uncharacterized. Lineage: Eukaryota; Viridiplantae; Streptophyta; Magnoliopsida; Brassicales; Brassicaceae. The transcript has a single exon. Gene Ontology annotation, molecular function: nucleic acid binding. The record is from RefSeq and is a predicted model, not a curated record. The coding region runs from base 1 to 993 and encodes 330 amino acids.
AUGUCUAUGGCUAUGGGUGUGAGUCUUACAACAUUGUUUAGACGCAAGAAAGAAAGGCUUAUUCGACGUCAUACGAAAAGCAUCAAUCCUUAUUUGAAGGAAGCCAAUCUAACAAGCAGGUUACAAUUUUGCAUCUCUAUGUUGGAUAAAAAUAGUCUACCUCAUGAACCCAAGUUUGUUGAUAUGUACAACAUGGUCCAUAUUGAUGAGAAAUGGUUUCAUAUGACGAAAAAGACCGAGAAAUAUUAUCUACUUCCAAUUGAAGAAGAACCACACCAGACGUGUCAAAGUAAAUAUUACAUUGGCAAGGUGAUGUUUCUAGCGGCAAUGGCUCAUCCGAGAUUUGACGAAGAAGGCAAUGAGUUAUUUGAUGGGAAAAUUGGAAUUUUUCUAUUUGUUACUCUUGAGCCUAAAAGAAAUAGUAAGAACAGAGAUGCUGGGACGUUGGUGUUAAAAGCGUCAACGUUGGUCAAGAGAGAGGAUAUAAAAGCAUUUUUGAUUGAAAAUGUUCUUCCAAAUAUUCAAGAAAAGUGGCCAAAGGAAGAUAGAGGAAAGACUAUCUUCAUUCAACAAGACAACGCAAGGACACAUGUUGAGUGUGGAGAUCAAGAUUUCCAAGAAGCGGCAUCAAAAAAUGAUUUUGACAUUCAUUUGAUGUCUCAACCGGCAAACUCGCCGGAUUUAAAUAUUUUAGAUCUUGGAUUUUUCAGUGCUAUUCAAUCCUUACAACAUAAAGAAUGCCCAAAAACCAUAGAAGAUCUUGUUGGUGCAGUAGAAGAAUCUUUCAAGCAAUACCCGACAGAACAGGUAAACCGUAUAUUUCUGACUCUUCAAACGUGUAUGUGUGAGACCAUGAAAAUUGGAGGACUAAACAAGUACAAAAUUCCGCAUAUGAAGAAAUCUGUGUUGGAAAAAGAUAGUCUUCUUCCUACGAGGAUCAGUUGUGAUGCAAUGUUAGUUCAAAAUGUGAUGAACGCACUUGGAUUGCUGUAA